Messenger RNA from Vollenhovia emeryi, 800 nucleotides. Its product is annotated as ABC transporter G family member 23-like. The transcript has 4 exons. The coding region runs from base 16 to 621 and encodes 201 amino acids. Lineage: Eukaryota; Metazoa; Arthropoda; Insecta; Hymenoptera; Formicidae. Gene Ontology annotation, molecular function: ATP binding; ATP hydrolysis activity. The record is from RefSeq and is a predicted model, not a curated record.
CCUCGGGUGGGUUAUAUGCCGCAAGAUACAUCUUUAGUUGAACAAUUUUCUACUAGCGAUGCUCUUUAUUACUUCGGCAGGAUCAAUGGGCUUGACGAUAAAGAGAUCGAAACGAGACAUAGGUUUUUCUCGGAAUUGUUCCAACUGCCUCCAGCAAAUCAGUUGGUGAAGAACAUGAGUGGAGGUCAACGAAGAAGGGUUUCCUUUGUCGCCGCAUUGAUGCAUAAGCCUGAACUUCUAAUUCUAGACGAGCCUACCGUAGGUUUGGACCCAAUUUUGAGAGAAAACAUUUGGGCUUAUCUGAUCAAACUCACGCAAGAGGAAGGUACCACGGUAUUGAUCACGACGCAUUAUAUCGAAGAAGCUAAAAAGGCUAAUAAAGUCGGUUUGAUGAGACAUGAUAAAUUGUUAGCUGAAUCGGCGCCGCAGAAAUUACUGGAGCAAUUUCAAUGUUCGUCAUACGAGGAAAUUUUCCUGAAAUUGUGCGAGGCACAGAAUAAUGCAGUCACUUUAACUGAAGCUCAGGGAUCCAAUAUGGAAGACGCUAGUAGCGAUGCCUUCAAUCACGAUCAAGACAAAUAUGAACUGCAACUAAAAGUAGGGGAAGCCCGGGCAAAGUGAACGCCCUGGGCAAAGCGGAUAGGCUUUAUUUUUGCUCGUACAUAUAGUAGAAGGCGCUAUUAGUUUCUAGCAGAUAGUAUAAGCGAUCGGACUUGACGCCAUAACAGUGUGAAAAAUCAUAUAGUUGCUCUCGUUAGUUUUUUAAAGAGAAAUAAUAAAUUUUGUAUAAUUUCUUACAA